This is a messenger RNA of Rotaria socialis, 1431 nucleotides long. Lineage: Eukaryota; Metazoa; Rotifera; Eurotatoria; Philodinida; Philodinidae. The record is from the annotation of a GenBank genome assembly.
AUGCAGUUUCUAUCAGUUGAUCGUUUGAUUUUUUCCUUCAAUUUAUUGCCUUGUUUAUUUCAAUUGACAUUGUAUAUUACGAUUAAUCGAUCUGAAUCGUGUUUAUUAUCCAAUAUUUCCUACUCAAUCUGUUCUUCUACUGAUACAAAUCUAGUAUUUGAAUCAAAAUCAGUUUUCGGAAACGAAUUUAUUACUGAAUGUGAUAAACAUUUUAUUGAAAAAAUUCUUGAUAAAUCUUGUCCUAGCUUUUCAAUUGAUUCUACUCGACGUAAACUAUUGACCACAGCUGAACGUUAUGGCUAUGCAUUUUUAGCCGUGUUUAUCAUAUCAAUUUUAUCGGUUCUUGGUCUACUCGCUCUUCCUCUUCUAUAUAGUUUAUCGUUUAAAUAUGUUGUUAACCUAUUUACUGCGCUGGCUAUCGGGACGCUGUUUGGUGAUACAAUGUUUCAUUUAAUUCCUUUCGCACUUGGUGUUCAUAAUCAUAGUAGACAUGAUGAACAAACACAUAGUAUCGUUUCCAUACCUGAUUAUACAUGGAAAAUGUUAUUAAGCGUAUCGAUUUCUCAUAGUCAUACAUCACUGAUUAAUCCUAAACAAUUACUAGGAAAUGAAGAAAAUUUGGAGGUUACAGCAAUUAAAAUUGACACCAAAUUGGAGAACAGCCAUCGUUUGCAUACACAGAUGCAUCAUAGUUCUCAUCAAAACAUACCAGAUGAACUCAAUAGAAAAUCAAUUGCAAAUCAACUCAACGAAACUAAUAAGAGCAACCCGAAUGCAUGUGCCUCAUGUGUUCAGUUACAUGAUAACUUGCCGAAAAGUUCAAUAGUUUCUCAUGGUUUUAAAAAAUAUUCAUCGAAAACGAAUCGAUAUAAACCAGUACCUGCCGUUGUUAUACACGAGUUCAAUGAUAGCAGUGAAUCGAAGAAUACCGACGCAUGUAUUGAAAAAUCAAUAGAGACUACUACAAUUGGUUGGUUGGUAUUAGUUGGUGAUACUAUACAUAAUUUUGCUGAUGGUCUUGCCAUAGGCGCAGCAUUUAGUCAAGACUUUAUUUUAGGUAUAACAACAACAUUUACUAUUGGCUUGCAUGAAUUACCGCAUGAAUUUGGUGAUUAUGCUAUUUUAAUACGAUCAGGAUUUUCACAUUCUCGAGCCAUUUUUUUGAAUUGUGUUACUGCAACAACUGCUUUUAUUGGAUGUUUGAUUGGUGUUACACUAUCAAGUAAUGAUCAUAUUCGCCAAUGGAUAUUUUCAAUUACUAUCGGCAUGUUUAUCUAUAUUUCACUUGUUGAUCUUUUACCAACUUUAGUAGCUGAUAGUCAAAAUGACUUAAAAUGUUUUAUUCUUGUGAAUAUUGGAAUGAUAGUUGGUAUUGUGAUUAUGUUUUUAUUAGCAUUAUUUGAAGAUAGUCUAAUUCGAUCAUCACAUUGA